AUGUCAUCUUCCAAAACAAUUCAGCUUGGGGACAGGACGCUCGAAGAACAUGCGCCGUACUUUUACAUUGAUCGGCCCGUGCCAUUAGGGAGCGCGUCGAGUAUGAAUGCCCCUGAUGUUGUGAUGCUAUUUGGCUGGAUGGAUGCUGAAUUGCGCUACGUGUACAAAUAUGCGGAGAAGUACCGCGGCAUGUUCCCCCAUGCGCAUGUCAUGAUCAUUCUGUCGUCGUACGAAUCGUGCUUUGUGAAGACAGGUGCUGCGUGGAGAGAGUCCUCGGCGCUGAUUCAAAAGGAAUUAGCGUCUAUUGCCGAUGAGCGCAUGAAUCAUGGGUCCACUACUUCGACUGUAGUGCACUGCUUUUCCAACGGUGGUAUGAUCCAAUAUAGCGCUUUUGCUUCGCACUUGAACUAUGAGGCGAAAAACUUCCCUGUCCCAGUGGCCACCAUCCUGGAUUCGUCGCCAGGGUAUGGCGAGCUAAGCACAUUGCUAGGUGCUACAUUGAUGCGCUUUACGGGCAACACCUGGCUGGACUCUGUGAAGCGACUGGGCGUCCGGGCGUUUGUCUCCGCAGUCCACUUCCUCCACGUCGGUCUAAGCUUGCUUGGCCCGGAUACCAAUAACAUUGAGUGGAUGCGUCGCGUCACGAACAAAUGCCGACUGUGGGCGUGGCGAUCGAAGGACGACGUAAGCACUAUGCUUCCUCCUCGUCUGUACUUGCACACUGAAGCGGAUGUUUUUAUCAAGCCUGAGGCCGUAUCACAACAUGCAGAGGAUGCCCAGAAAACCAAUCACCAAGGCCCACCUGCCGUCAUCGAUAUGGAGCGUACGGAAGGCCCCGUUUCCUGGCCACCUCUGUCUACGGUGCGCACCCGACGGGCAUGCUGGACAACGCCCAAACACUGUGCGAUUGGCCGAACAUUCCACGAUCAGUAUUGGUCACUUGUGCAAAGUUUCCUACAAGAGGUAAGCACACUACCAAAUGCACCGAAAGCUAGCAAGCUCUGA
Molecule: messenger RNA, 1005 nt
Organism: Malassezia pachydermatis
Lineage: Eukaryota; Fungi; Basidiomycota; Malasseziomycetes; Malasseziales; Malasseziaceae
Exons: 1
Coding region: 1-1005 (334 amino acids)
Source: RefSeq, a predicted model, not a curated record